Molecule: messenger RNA, 1731 nt
Organism: Beta vulgaris subsp. vulgaris (sugar beet)
Lineage: Eukaryota; Viridiplantae; Streptophyta; Magnoliopsida; Caryophyllales; Amaranthaceae
Exons: 1
Coding region: 618-1181 (187 amino acids)
Biological process (GO): positive regulation of DNA-templated transcription
Cellular component (GO): nucleus
Molecular function (GO): DNA-binding transcription factor activity; transcription cis-regulatory region binding
Source: RefSeq, a predicted model, not a curated record
UUCCAUUAAAUCAUUAAUCAUCUUCUCUUUCUUUCUCUAGAUUUUUCUAAAGAGCUCUAAAGUUCUGUUGCUCUGUUUUCUGAGUUAAUUAAAAUCCCAAAAAUCUGAGCUUUUUUCCUAGAAAUCAAUCAUUUUUCCUUCAAAUCUCAACUUUCUGCAUCUUUUAAGAAAAACCCAUUUCUCAUAAAUCCCUAAUUCCCUUCAAUUUGCAUCAAAAUCCAAUCUUUUUCUUGAGAUCCAGAAAAACCCUCUGUUUCUUUACAUUUCUCUAAUUAAAUUUAUGCAAGAAAAUUAAAUCUGGGUUAUUGAUGUUUGAAUCUAUUAAUGUCUCCUGUUCUUAGCGAAAUCCUUCGUUCUGGGUUUAUGAUAAAUUCUUCUCUCAGGCGCAGGACCCACUUAGUUCAAUCAUUCUCUGUUGUAUUUCUUUACUGGUUCUAUGUUUUCUCAUAAAUUAACCCUUUAAUUUCCCUCUUUAUUUUUGAUAAAUUAGCAAAAAAAUAACAAAAACCCUUUUCUUAAAAAUAAAUUUCUUCAUCUGGGUCCUGUGUCCUGCUACUGUAUAUAUACAUAUUAAUAAUAAAAAUAUAAUCUUUUUGUUUUUUUUAAUAUAAUUUUCAAUGGCUUGUUCAAGUGGAAAUUCAAUCACAAGUAGUCAACUUCAGAACUCAGGAUCUGAAGGAGAUUUACAGAUGUUAACAACAACAACAAUGGAUGAGAGGAAAAGGAAGAGAAUGGCAUCAAACAGAGAAUCAGCAAGAAGAUCAAGAAUGAGAAAACAGAAGCAUCUAGAUGAUUUAAUGGCUCAAGCUGAUCAAUUGAGAAGAGAAAAUAAUCAAAUCUUGCAAACUACAAAUGUCACAACUCAACAAUAUGUUAAUGUUGAGGCUGAAAAUUCUGUUUUAAAAGCUCAAAUGAAUGAGUUAAGUCAAAGGCUUCAAUCCCUCAAUGAUAUCCUAAAUUACAUGAAUACCCUCAAUGGGAUCAACUCUUUUGUAGAGGUGGAGGAGGAAUCUUUGGACAUUCUUGGCCAUGAUAUGGGUGAUUUUGGAAUUAUGAAUGGAGGGUAUUUUGGGAAUUUCACUCAAAAUAAUAAUAAUAUUAAUAAUGUUAUUGGUAACCCUUGGAACUUGGGUUUUCUAAAUCAACCUAUCAUGGCUUCUUCAAAUGUCCUCCAAUAUUAAACUAUAUAUAAAAAAGUGGGCCCUCUUUUUUAGAUUUUAGUAGAUUUUUAAAUCAAGCAAUCAAUCUUUGGUUGGUUGGUUGUGCUUAUUAAUGGCUAUCAUUUAGUGGAGGGUUAAUUCCAUUUUUAUUUUUAUUUUUAUCUUUUUGUUAUGUUUUUUUUAAGUGGGAAGUUGUGUAUUGUGAAUUUGUGAUUUGGGGUUACUACUAAGAAGAGUAUACUUUGUCAUCAAAUGACUCUUCAAAGUGUUGUUAGGUGGUCCAAUUGUAAGAUGAAGAGGUUGUUGAAUCAAAAAAAGGAUAUUCACGUGCAAAUGACGGCUUUCCAAGUAUUUCUAGAAUGUUGUAUUGUAUCUUUCACUUUGAUAAAUGUAAAAUUUUUAUUAUGGAGGCCUUUAUAUCUUUUUUUUGACAAGGUUAUUAUGGUGAGAAUAGGUCUUCAUGGUGAUAAUUGAUAGCUAGGAAAGGCAAUCAAUGAGGAUGAUGAUAUUGAUGAUGUAAUUUGGAAUCUUUAGAUUUUUAUAUUAUAUUUUCUCAUAUUAGUGACCAUAA